This is a messenger RNA of Fonsecaea multimorphosa CBS 102226, 930 nucleotides long. RefSeq lists its product as uncharacterized. The transcript has a single exon. The record is from RefSeq and is a predicted model, not a curated record. The coding region runs from base 1 to 930 and encodes 309 amino acids. Lineage: Eukaryota; Fungi; Ascomycota; Eurotiomycetes; Chaetothyriales; Herpotrichiellaceae.
AUGGCCGCCGAUCAUCGAUCGAUCUGCAAAUUCGAAGCCACAACGAACGAGAAUUAUGUGAGACUUCGGAAUUCACUUGCCACGACAGUCGCAAAAACAGUGAAUGAAUGGGUGAAACGAAAGAAAGCACAACGGAAGCGCGAGCUAAACGAUCUGAACGAGUACUUGCGCAUACCUCACCAGCCAGAAGAUGACCUUGAGCUUGUGCAAGGCUCUAGGCUCUCUGGGACCUGCGAAUGGAUUGUACAGAAAGAGAGCUACUUGGCGUGGAGAGAUCUUGCCGCAAACGCACCAACCAUUCUCUGGAUAAAUGGAAAACCUGCCACGGGCAAGUCUGUUCUUGCCGGCUAUAUCAUCACACAACUGCAACAGCGGAAAUUAGACUGCAGCUACUAUUUCUUCAAACAUGGCGAAAAAUCGAAGUCCCGUCUCAUCAAUUGUCUCCGGUCACUUGCCUUACAAAUGGGCCGCCAAAAUGAGCAAGUUCGACGCAUAUUAAGUGAUUUGCGCAAAGAAAGUGCCCAGCUUGACUCCGUGAGUGAACGCGGUAUUUGGCGCGAAAUAUUUGUCUCCGCAAUUUUCAGGAACAACAAGGAUCUCCAUUACUGGGUCAUCGACGGCUUAGACGAAUGCGAAAGUUCUGAGGUUUUCAUCGAGUCCUUCCUUGGCAAGCUCGAUCCUGCCACAAAUCUGAGAGUUCUCAUCACGGCUCGGGAUAUGCCUAAGAUCAAGGCAGCGUUUCUGGGCCUCGGUGGUCACAGAUCCUGUGAACUGCCAAUUUCAACGCCCGAUACUCUCCAGGAUAUCAAAACCGUCAUCAACGAAAAGUCGAAUUCUCUAACGGUCAAAGAUGAUGAACUUCGAGCUGCGUUACUGGAGAAGGUGCUUGAAAAGUCUCAAGGCUCUUCCUGUGGACUCUCUUGGUCUUAG